Zophobas morio is the source of this 4229-nucleotide messenger RNA. It is a transcript of the gene Ccapr2, whose product is annotated as cardioacceleratory peptide receptor-like. The transcript is spliced from 9 exons. Gene Ontology annotation, cellular component: plasma membrane. Gene Ontology annotation, biological process: neuropeptide signaling pathway. Lineage: Eukaryota; Metazoa; Arthropoda; Insecta; Coleoptera; Tenebrionidae. Gene Ontology annotation, molecular function: vasopressin receptor activity; neuropeptide receptor activity. Bases 388 to 1818 code for a protein of 476 amino acids. The record is from RefSeq and is a predicted model, not a curated record.
UCUUUGCUUUAGUAUCACCCGGUCUUCGAAUGUUAAAGCACCGAUUCUAGCUCCAGGGGCCUCCGCACGACGACGAUCCCUCAGGGAGCUCAUGAAUGUUCGCAAAAUUACCGUUCGAAAUUUUUGUGAAUUGUGCUCCGAAGGGAUGACGAUGACGCUCAGUGGUUAAUGUUGUGUGGGGCAUCGCGAUAACAAUGCUAAUUUCGAAAGAGGAUUUGCAACAGACUCGGUGCCGACUUUCAGGAGAUAUGACUUCACGUUUCACUUUGAUUGUAGAAGUAGGUUUGAAGAUGACCUCCGAUUCUGUGGCGGCGGUUAAUUGACGAAUAAAGAGAGAUGAAAAGUGAUAAGAAUGCGUCGUCAAUAGGCCGGUCUUAAAUCGAGUGAAUGAUGAGCGGAGCUCCGAUACCGGAUGUCCAGUUCAGCGCACCCUUCAUAGAUAUCCCGCUGAGCGGCGGCAACUACAGUGCCACACCAGGACUUCAGGGCACACACACAGUCAUACUUCCACCUCUGAAUAAAGGAGCUCAGCCGACGUUAGCCGCCUUUGACGUCAACUCCUCAGAACUAUUGACGACACCGACGCCGACGCCGACUGGUGUUAAUUCGUUCUAUUUCUACAAGGCCGAACAGUUCGCCGUACUCUGGGUGCUGUUUACAAUGAUCGUCUUGGGGAAUUCGGCCGUUUUAGUUGCCCUCCUCGUUAGCAAAAGUCGAAAAUCCAGAAUGAAUUUCUUCAUCAGGCAACUUGCCAUUGCGGAUUUAGCGGUGGGCUUAAUUAACGUGUCCACCGACAUCGCUUGGAGAAUAACAGUGGCUUGGCAUGCUGGGAAUGUUCUCUGUAAAAUUAUACGUUUCCUCCAGGCCGUGGUCACAUAUUCUUCUACUUAUGUGCUCGUUGCCCUGUCCAUCGACCGAUACGACGCCAUCACUCAUCCGAUGAACUUCUCAGGGAGUUGGAAGCGUGCGAAGGUUUUAGUAAUCUUGGCGUGGUUUCUCAGCAUUUUGUUCUCCUUACCCACGGUUUUCCUCUUCGAAGAAAAGCACGUUGAAGAUAUACCACAGUGCUGGAUAGAUCUGCAAGCGUGGCAGUGGAAGGUUUAUAUGACCCUUGUAGCCCUAGUCCUUUUCGUUUUUCCUGCUCUUAUCAUCAGCGCUUGUUAUGCAGUCAUCGUAUGGACUAUAUGGUCCAAGAGUAAACUGCUGAUACCAGUAGGACACAUCCCCAUUCGUCACAGCGAGGAUCAUCGUGAUAGACCACCUCGACAUUUCCACGAAGAACACGAUACUCGUCGUGCCAGCUCGAGGGGAGUCAUUCCUCGUGCGAAAAUAAAGACUGUAAAAAUGACUUUCGUCAUCGUUUUUGUGUUCGUGCUAUGCUGGAGUCCCUAUAUAGUAUUCGACUUGCUCCAAGCGUAUGGUCACAUUCCGAGGACUCAGACAAAUAUUGCCAUAGCUACAUUAAUUCAAAGCCUGGCACCGCUGAAUUCAGCUGCCAAUCCAGUAAUUUAUUGCCUCUUCUCUACGCACUUGUGUAGAAAUUUACGAUGCUGUUCAUUAUUAAAACAUUUAAAGUUCGAUCCGUGCAGAAAACUGCCACCGUUCACAUGGAUAUCCAACUGCCUCUCGUUCUGUUUUCCUGGAGUCCACGGUCCAGGUCACUGUCUUGGUUAUGGCGGCGGCGACUCCAGCGGAACUGUGACGACCACACUGACCCAUUCCUCCAGAAGAUCAGGAUCUGCGGCCUCCCUUAGGCACACAAUUAGGCUGCAGCCUGCCCUUAACAACAGUCAUAAGGUUACCAUCUCUGUUGUCUAGUCACUCUUCUACCGUAUGUGUUACGUUUAAACAGGAGCUGGGUAAGCCCCAGAGGCGUUUUCAACUCCCGCGCUCUAUUACCGAAAAGUAUUACAGAGUUAAUCAGAGGAUCCACUUUUGUGUUUUACAUAACUUUCAACGGGAAACUUUCUUACGAGCUUUUAUGAAUGGAAGCGAGAGUAAGUGUAAUUAGGUGGAGACGAAGAAAAAAACAAAAAAAAUUAGCGUUUUAAAUUGCAAGCCGUCGCAGAGAUUUCUCUCUAUCGCCUCUUUCUUUACAUUGUAGAUAAAAAUUCAUGUACUUACGGAAUAAAUUGAAUAACUUAAAAAGUAAUAACUUUUAUAAAAAAUUUCGAACAACUAAACGGGUUUUCUUAUUUCUUAUUUUUUUAGAUUUAUUGAAAUUGUUCAUUCGUGUGACGUUCUGGUACAACAUAUUCUAUUUAGAUAGUUAUAUAUUACCAUUUUGGAUAUUAUUUAAUAAAAAAAUAAAAUGUAUAUCGUACAACGCCUCUGUCUAAUUUAACUUCCAUGUAAGUACAAUAUAACCAAAAUAAAUACAAAAGCAAUCACAACCAUUACACUUUGUCCUACGAUAAGCAUUCGCAAAUGUCAAACAUUAAAGCUUUUGGUAUUUAUGUUAUCUCCUACCACCGAAUGCUUUUAUAAAUUUAUCUUUUUUAUCGUGUACUAUUCAAAAUGAGAAAACUCGAUAAAUCCAAUGUGGUUUGCCUAGUUUGCAAUCUGUUGCACAAAUUCCUUUGAAAUUAACCAAACUUUUUUCGCACAUCCGACAACAGCUUUGUAUUUAAGGAUUAAACUGUUGUAGAUACCGCAACAAAUUUUUCAGAAAACGAUGCUGAUGGUACGAAUAUAACAACAGUUUAAUUGGCACUAAUGGACGAACGCGCGUCAAAAGCAAAACAAAUUUAAUAUAAUGCCGCGAAAUUAAAGAAAUUUGCGUUUUAACCAAUUAGUCUUUCAGCUGUGUUGUUGACUGAAAAAACGCUCUUCUUGUUAUUAAAAAAACAACUAUUUCUAAAAUCAUAUGUAUUUGUUUUAUCUGAAAUUAACAAGUACAACUAUGAGAAAACUACUUCAUUGUACGCUGCCAAAACACAUUUAAAAUUGCUAGUACUUAAGAAAGUUUGCAUUCAAUAAAAUGAUAGUUGAGCACACAAAUUGGAAACGUUUGUACAGAUACAACCACAGUUCCACAUUCUAGAUCUCAUUUUUUGCAUUAACCAACUAAAUGUAGCACAAAAGUGUGAUCCUUUUUUUAACAAAACAAAUUGUUUUCGACUGUUGUGUAUAAAUGUUUUUUGUUAAUAGUAUUGCUUCUGUUUUUGCACUGUCAGUAUAAACUUAAACCGUACUUAAUUUUUUCUUGUAAAAACUAUGACAAUAGAUCUACAAUAAAAUUAUCGUACCUAGUUAGAAUUUUAAAAUGUACGUCCAUCCGCUUUUAUUAUGUUCCUUCCUUUACAUUGUACAUAUUUGUAAUUUUGUAUAUAUAUUUAUUCUUUUUUUGUAAAUAUUAAAUUAAUUUAUCUGUAAAAAAUUGCCUCGUUCAAAGAUAUAUGUAGAUACAUUAAAAAUUAGAUAUACUCUCAAACAGGGUGUCAAAUAGAUUAUCUAUUUUCACGUACACAUACUUGCAUUAGCAAUGACGUAAAGUUGUUUAUAACUGUAUGGGUUUGUCCAGCUCCAGAAUUAAGUGUGUGUACUUAUAAGUAAAUAAUAUAAAUACAUAACCCAUUUUUUACAUACGUUGUAAAAAUAAAUAAGCCAUAAAACUUAUAAACAUAUGUCUUUCUUAUGUUCAUUUUUGCAACAACUACAUGCUGCCAGUCUCAAAUCAUGUAUGAUUAUGCUAGCAAAAAAGGGUCUAUAUAUGAUUAUCAUAUCAAAGUAGGUGUUGACUUUUGCCGCUUCGUUGAAAAAAGGAAUUAUAAUCAAACUGUUGAAUAACCGCUACAUGCCAGUUAUGAUGAGUGAUGAAUUUUACUAUAAAAGCAUGCGGCAGCUUUGAACAAAUGAAAACAUCCAAUGGUAAUUUGACUUGACAAUCAUUAUAUUAGACGUCUAACCCGGCGCAUCCACCAUUAAAGAUGAACCACUAGACAGGCGUUUGCAAAAGAAAUCAAGUAUACUUUUCUAGACGAAAUGACAAGGUAAACUAUGAGUAAACACAUUAAAAGAAAGGCAUUUGUCGUAGGCAAGUAUUUCGUAAUAAAUUGAAAGUGCAGAAUUUGCAUUUAAUUUAUUUAUACAUAAUUGAAGUUGUAAUUUAUUACGUACGUUUUCUAAUAUGUUAUAUAUUAGUUAAGCCUGUAGAAGACGUGAAAAGUUGUUAAAUUAAGAUUGUAGUGUAAUUAGAAUUUUUGUAAAAAUAAAAUUUCUUAUGCUCA